This is a messenger RNA of Nasonia vitripennis (jewel wasp), 2456 nucleotides long. Its product is annotated as eEF1A lysine and N-terminal methyltransferase homolog. Lineage: Eukaryota; Metazoa; Arthropoda; Insecta; Hymenoptera; Pteromalidae. Bases 329 to 2323 code for a protein of 664 amino acids. The record is from RefSeq and is a predicted model, not a curated record. The transcript has 11 exons.
AAUCUGUAUAUAAAUAUAGCAUAGGCUAUGCUGCUAGCUGCGUGUAUAAAUGUAUAAGAGCUGCACUAACACUUGCCUUGCAAAGAAGACUGUUGUAUGCCAGGCUUUUGAAUUUAAGUUCGUGAGAAGAAAAGAACAAUACUGUUGAAAUCUGCUUUGCCGACCGUAGAUAUUCAUCGUGUACGUAACUCUGCAAGUCUAUACAACGCUAUGCGACUUAAGGUAAGAUUUUCAGGCGCGCCACUGCCUUUGGCGGUCAAAUUUUGAAUCACCAAUAUCUAUGGAACAGCUGAUUAUCCACUUUUAACCGUAGACACUCGUCGAAAGCAUGAAUUUGUUGCCGAAGUCGCAUCAGGAAUUCAGUAAAGCUGAUUACUGGAACACUUUCUUCAAGAAGAGAGGAAAGAAAGCUUUCGAGUGGUAUGGAGAAUUUCCAGAGCUCAGCAGCUACUUGCUCAAGUAUAUCAAACCAAAAGAUGAGAUUCUCAUAGUUGGUUGCGGCAAUUCCACCCUGGGAAUGGAUUUGUACGAUGCUGGUUAUAAGAAUGUUGUGAACAUAGACGUAUCGCAAGUUGUCAUUAAGCAGAUGCAAGAUUUGAAUAGAGUCAAGAGACCAGAUUUGGUUUUUGAACAAAUGGAUGCAACAAAAAUGACAUACGAUGAUGGGAAAUUCAGUGUUGUCUUGGAUAAAGGUACUCUAGAUGCACUCAUGCCAGACAGCGAAGAGGCUACUAUGACUCUGAUCACUAAGUACCUUCAAGAAACCAAAAGAGUGUUACGAAACAGUGGAAGGUAUGUCUGCAUAUCACUCUUACAGGAACAUAUUUUAAGAACUUUAGUUACAAGUUUCUCUUCAACAUUUGCAUUUCGAGCGGUACGUUGUCAUGAUGCAGAAAUUAAAGCCAAAGAGAUGGAUGAAAGUCCUAUGCCAGUUUUCAUGGCUGUUGCUACAAAAUUUAUCAAAUUGCCACAACCAAUUUUGGAAAUAGUCUUGGCUGAUGGUCCUCCUAUGAGAUUGUCUAAUGUUGAUGAAAUUGUAAAUAAUGUUAUAUCGACUCAAGAAUCUGCCUCUUUGUGCAAUAGUUUGUACAAAAGUAGUGUUGCAAAUGAUGGGGAAGUUUCCCUUGAUUUAUAUAAACCAGGUGAUAAAGAUCCUAGGUAUACAAUAUAUAUUUUAGAUCAGUUGAUGGUAAAAGAAAGGAAGUCUUAUGCUGCAUUCAUUGUGCCACAAGGCAGAGAAAUGGAUUGGUUAUUCAGUACAAAAGAAGGUAGGCAACAGCUGUUAAAAUCAGCGCAGCAUGACAGAUUGGCUAUUGUAAUUUUGAGGAGAGGGCAAAUUUUCGAAAGCUUGGAGGCUGUGAAAAAUGAGCUUGGGGACAGUAUUAAAAAUUUUGCACCUGCUGGACUGUCAAAAAGCCAGAUUCCUUUUCUGUCAUUGGGCUCUGAUAUUGGCCAGAGAAAAAUUAUCUAUGAAGGUAACAGUGAUUUCAGUGGCCCAUUUGUUGUUGAAGAAAUUGAGACUGAAAGUGGCCUUUAUAGAAGACUUGUAUUUUUAAACAAUCAAUUUGUUAUUCAAAGCGAAGCUAAGUUAAAACAAGUUACAUCAAGAAGAAAAAAGACCAAGUAUAUUGUAGAUCCUCACUAUGUUGCUUGUGAUCAUCACCUCUACAUGUCAGUUGGUUUAAAAACUGCUUUGAAGAAUAAAUCUAAUGGCGAAGCCGUUAUAAUUGGCCUUGGAGGUGGAGGACUGUGUACUUUUAUACGGCAGUAUAUUCCACAGACAACUAUCACAGCUGUAGAAAUAGAUCCAGCCAUAUUAAAAAUAGCAACAGACCAUUUUGAUUUAGUUCAAGAUGAAAAAUUAAAAGUUGAUAUUACCGAUGGUAUUGAAUACUUAAUACAUUCAUCAAAACAAGGAAAAAAGUUUGACACAAUACUUUUUGAUGUCGAUAGUAAAGAUUCUAGUGUUGGUAUGAGCUGUCCACCAAAGCAAUUCGUUGACCCUGAUUUUCUCACAACCGUAGAUAGCUGUUUAUCUGAUGAAGGGCUAUUUAUACUAAAUCUCGUUGCAAGAAACAAAAAACUUCGUGAUGAAACUGUUGACGAUCUAAAGAAAAUUUACAAAUUUGUAGCGUCUUAUAAAACCGAAGAGGAUGUUAAUGAAAUUAUUUUUUGCUCUAAAAAUUCGAAAGAUUUCAAAGAAUGGAAAGAUUUAAUGCAAGAGUCUGCUAAAGCAUUGAACGAACUUGCAAAAACGAAGAAUAAUACUGAUGAAUUGAUAGAACUAUCAACACUGCUAAGUAGCAUUAAAAUUGAACAUUAAAUUCGUUUUGGUGUAGUGUUAGAAUAUGAAAUGUUUUUAUAAUAUUUUUGAUGAUGUACAUACAUAAAAAUAUAUGUAUAUAAUUUUUUUAUAAGUCUGUUUUAAAAUAAAAUUUUAAAAACCUCAGCAAAAA